CAAUACUUUUCUCUCUCUUUCAACAUCUACAACAAUGAUAAGUUUGGCUGUGAAACACAACAGUUUGCACAAUCCUGGGCCAACAAGUCAAUCGUUGGUGCGGUCCAAUCACUCCCCCCGCAUAAUAACAUGAAUCGUCUCCAUCAGCCAAUCUACACCGAGUUUCUGAGACGCUGAUGAUGUGUGCAGCAACGUACAGUCUUCAACAGGUUUCUGGGUGACGCGAUGAGGAUUACAAACCAUCUGCCUUUCCCUCAGUGGAUCAUAAAUCUCAGGCAGGUUUGCUUCUUGCAUCAGAUGCUUAUUUUCUCCAGCGUCGGUGUUCGGACAGCCAUGGCGUGUUUUCCGACCGACUAAUGCGCUUGUGGUUACAAGGAACUGGAUUUUUCUACAAAGCGAGUCAGUAGGCCCAAUAGUUCCAGUUGGGAUUCAGUCCCCACGGCCUGUCCUCCAGUCAUGGUACUACUUGUGUGGUUUAUUAUCGUAUUGCCUCUGCAUUGUGAGACAAGACGUGCACCAAGUGAAUACCCCCACAGUGCCGAAAGCCAGGCUGAGCAUCCCUUCGGGAGGGACACUUCCCCUCUGGACCCAUUUAGGGCGGACGUCUUGUGUCGAGCGAGAUGCCUAGCCAAAUGCCUCUCCAACAAUAACACGGUGGCCCGUGGAGGAGAAUGUACUCAUAUUUGCGACUACUUCAACAGUACAUGGCUGACUGAAAUUUGUAAAACAGUGGACUGCUGGGCAUCAUGUGACAACUUAACAAGAGGUUCAGAUUCGUUGCUAGAGAAACCUGUACUUGGUAAACCGCAGUUGGCUGACAAUCAUUUGUCACUGAGGUGGCAUCGUGCCAACUGCACAACUUGUCACCAUUGGGACCAAGAGCUGGUGAGCAUUAUCCGCUACAGGGCCCACCAUGACGAGUGGAGUUAUGAAAUACAGACAGAAAACCAGACAUUCGUCAUGGAUUUGGAAGAUGUGUGUGCCAAGUUCUUCCAGAUUGCAUUAGUCAGCGAGUUUGGAGCAAGCCCAUCUAGCGAUAUGAAAAUGCUCGAACCUAUACCGGUCAUUAAGGACAGCAGUUUGACGGCCAGGGCUAACCGACGUUUGUUUUCCUUCAAGCUCAGGUUAUCUUGGGAAACUGUGUCAGGAUGGAUUCCUAAUGUUCAUUUCUACUUGGUAACUCUGACUCAUCCUCGAUGUAAAAGACAACCAACUAAUGCCCAAAUCAUGAAUAAUUCAAGUCGUCUACGUAUAAGAAAUGGAGAAGUUAAUCUAGAUAACGAAGAUCUUGAUCUAGCCCGGGGAGACUGCGAAGUUACAUAUGAGGUUCAUGGAACAUUUGGCGCCUGCUAUAAUAUUCAGCCAGUGAAGUUCAAGUAUCGGUAUGUUUGUCAAGAAAUUUUUAGAGAUGAUUCUCAAAAUUGUCUACGUCAAGGUUCAUCUCCCAGGCUGCAGUUAACCUCGGUCAGUGCGAUCCGCUACCCUCACAACAAGUCUGCCAUGGUCCAGUGGCACGCUGUGGAUCCUAGCCCAAAUGUGAAUGGCUACAUUGUUCAGUGGGGGAAAGUUAUAAGAAAUGAUAACAGCUCUAACCAGCUACUUCCAAUUUUAAACUUGUACCCAGAGACCAUCACCGACAUCAGCAUUCCUGGAGUGAAGAACAACUAUGUCUGGUUGACAGGGUUAGAGGCAGACAUCCUUUAUGGCGUUAGGGUUGCAAUCAAUAUCACUGGAGCAGAAACCAAUUUAGCCACGGUACCCACUUAUUCAUUUGAGAUAAGCCUUGAAGCUGUCAACAGCAGUUACAGCACCCCUCUACCCGACGAGCAGCCUACCUUGACAAUUAUCCUGAUCGUUGCCUCCUCCCUCCUCUGCGUCUUUGCCUUGUGCAUGAUGCUUGCGGUGGUGUGGAGGUGUCGCCUUCGGCAGAUGGAAUCUCGCAUGUCUAAAACGAGGCUCCGAAGGGAUGAGGAGAGCAUGCCCAACGUGUACACCAUCACACCGUCUGCAGACAAUCCCGAUCCACCUAUACCAGACCGAUGGGAGAUACCAUUUGACCGACUGGAGAUGGGGGAGAUGCUUGGCAAAGGCCAGUUUGGCAUAGUGAUGAAGGCCUUCAUACCCGGCAAGCUGUCCACGCACUACACGUCUGGUUCCAGUCUCUUCAGAGACUCCAUCAAACGAUACGAUGUCCAGGUGGCUGUCAAGAUGCUGCACGGGGAUGCAGAUGAAUGGCAAAGGCAGGAGUUUCGCCAUGAGAUGAAACUGAUGAAGGACAUUGGUCACCAUAGCAACCUGGUCAGCCUGCUCGGCUGCUGCAGCACUGACGCCACACCCCUCUGUCUCAUUGUGGAGCACUGUUGCCAUGGUGACCUGCUUCAGUACCUGAGAGCCAAGCGAGGACCGAUGGAGAGACUUGACCAUUUUCGGAUGGCUGAGAAAGCGGAUGGAACAGAAUCAGACCCUUUGAUGCCCAAGGACUUGUUGUCAUUUGCACGACAGAUUGCACGAGGUAUGGAGUAUUUGUCUCAGAAAGGCUUUGUGCACCGUGACCUGGCAGCGAGGAAUGUCAUGGUAGCUGAAGACAAAACGGUCAAGAUCGGUGACUUUGGGCUGACCAGGUACGUCUAUGAUGACAAAAUUUAUGUGCACAGGAGAGGGGGCAAGCUACCCAUCAAGUGGAUGUCUGUCGAGGCUCUGAACGAUCAAGUCUUCACCACCUACAAUGAUGUCUGGUCCUUUGGUGUGCUGCUGUUUGAGAUAGUGACCCUGGGUGCCUCACCUUAUCCUGGCAUUCAGAAUGAAGACAUCCUUGGCAUGCUGAAAGGAGGGUACCGCAUAGUGAGACCAGAAAACUGCUCGGAAGUUCUCUAUGCCAUCAUGAUUGCUUGCUGGCAUCAUUUCCCAGAGGACCGCCCCACCUUCACCGAUCUCCGCCACAAGCUGGAAGCUCUACUCGAGGAGGACACCCCUUACUUGGACUUCUGCCAGAACUACAAGCACUACCCAUUCUUCGAGAUAUCAGAAGAGUGGGAUUCGGAGGAGGAGCAGGAGGAAGUGGGAGACAAAGGCAGUGACACGACAAUGUCCUCCAGGGCCAGACCUGAGGUUAUCCCCAUGGUGAGCAUAGAAAGCAGCGAAGACGAUGUGACGGUACUGGCCAGCACACCCGAGGAGGUUUUUGUAGAACUGGAACCCAUGCUGGGUACUGACGAGGGCGACGAUGCCAGUGGCUCCUUGAGCCAAAUCAAGGAUACUGGGGGUCAGCUACAGAAGAGAGAUUCUGGUCUGGGUAGCGAUUACGUGUACAGCAGUCACAACACAAACAUGGAGGACAUCCCCCUCAUCAAACAGUUCCACUUUUAGUUUGCAAGAAAAUUUAGUGUUUUCUCUGAGUUUCCUCAUGAAAAGGAAUGUCCACACCAGGUAUGUACUUUCAAUGUAUAAAGCUUGGUUUGGGGAGUGUUUUCAUGCUGUUUCAAAAGAAAAGGUUUGAUUCUGGUGCUUAAGCACGAGCCGAACCAGAGUCUCAGCUGAAAUUUGGAAAAUUGCAAAAAUUCUCCUGAGUAGAUAGCACAGCGCCCUCUAGUUGGUGGAACACGCAGAGUGUACCAUACGGGUGCAGACCACUAAUUCAAGUGAGAAUUUCUGACCAGCUCAUUAGCAUUAAAAGUGCCCCCUUCCACA
Molecule: messenger RNA, 3687 nt
Organism: Acanthaster planci (crown-of-thorns starfish)
Lineage: Eukaryota; Metazoa; Echinodermata; Asteroidea; Valvatida; Acanthasteridae
Biological process (GO): cell surface receptor protein tyrosine kinase signaling pathway; positive regulation of kinase activity; protein phosphorylation
Cellular component (GO): signaling receptor complex; plasma membrane
Molecular function (GO): transmembrane receptor protein tyrosine kinase activity; ATP binding
Source: RefSeq, a predicted model, not a curated record